Messenger RNA from Cooperia oncophora, 411 nucleotides. Lineage: Eukaryota; Metazoa; Nematoda; Chromadorea; Rhabditida; Trichostrongylidae. The record is from the annotation of a GenBank genome assembly.
AUGUUAACGUCUCAUUUCGGUUACCCUGAAGAAGAUCCGUCUUCAAUGAUGAGCGGAUGGGAGGAUCUGUUUCGUACACAAUCAGAACCAGCAUUGUAUCGCAUGAUAAUGGAAGGAGAGUUGGAUCUUUGCCAAGCACUCAUACCGAUUGCCCCAUGCAUCCGCAAGAAGAUUUUUGCGCGACUAGCACAGGUUCAGGCGCAAAUUCUUGGUAUAUGGGACGCGAUUGCAGCCGAAGAUGAACGAACUCUCAAGCAACUGCUCUUUCAGAAGGAAAUGGCUUUGUGUAAAGACGGAAAAGGUCGUACUCCGUUACAUCUAGCUUACAGGAAGCCUGCUACGUCCGAACACUCUUAUGCAAAGAAGAGAAAUGCAUUAAAGACAUAUAAAAACGGAAGGAGAAAGGCCUAA